Molecule: messenger RNA, 1365 nt
Organism: Fusarium keratoplasticum
Lineage: Eukaryota; Fungi; Ascomycota; Sordariomycetes; Hypocreales; Nectriaceae
Exons: 1
Coding region: 1-1365 (454 amino acids)
Source: RefSeq, a predicted model, not a curated record
AUGCCAGUCACUCUUUAUCCAGCUGAUCACCCAGCUACCCCAUGGAGGAAAGCAAGCGUGGCGACAUCAUCCCUCGAACUUCUGCAAAAGUCGUGCCCAGACGAGUUUGAAAAGAGCAAGGAAAUCAUUCAAUCCUCCUUUGACUACAUUCCCGAAAAUGGAAUCUUUCCCGAGGCAAACGGUUUUGUCAACGCUGCCUGGUGGGCCUAUAGCAAUCAUCAUCACCUGCUAAUCCGCCCCGAGGAUGUUUGGUUUUCCAUCCUUACGCAGCUGAGCUUCUACAUCAACAGGAACGCCGAGAAGUUAAGGUCUCACUUUGUCGCGCAUGAGGACAAGAAGGAAGUCAAGGUCUACGCUGAAGGACCUGUCGACUUUGGUAAACUAGCCGUCCUCAUGACCAAGAAGAUGGAAGAACAUAUUGUCGACCCCAAGCUGAGGAAAUGGAUCAUGCCAGACUUUACGACUACCGAGGCAACGGACAAGGUUACUGCGGCGAUUCUCAUGAUGGGAUCUAUGCAGAGCUACUUUAACUACACCAUGUGUAUAUGCUGUGGUCUCCCAUCGGUAACUCUACUCGGAACCAAGAACGACUGGCGCAACAUCCGCAAACGCAUUGACAAGAUAACCGAGUUUGGCGAAGAAGCGAAACUAUUCACCAAACUUCUGCGGCCAGUGCUCGACCGUCUUGUUCGCUCGUUCGACCAUCCCAAGGAUCCCGAUAUCCUCGACUUUUGGGGCAAGAUUGUUCACUGGGAACAGAACGGAUCUGGUCCCGAUAGUCUAUCUGGAUGGAUAUCGGCAUUUUGCUUCUGGACACCCGAGGGGAGCUGUCUCCAUCCCAAGGGACUUGUCGAAGACAUCAUGGACCCCGAAACAGGCCGGUGGCGAGCGGGUUGCAAUAUAGAUGGUGUGCAAUUCCAUCACGUGGACAUUGACGAAAUUCCAAAGGGUUUCGUGUCGGUGCCUGUCAAACUCAUCGUAAACGAGACAGAAUACAAGACGAGGAUGGUAGCCGGAUCAGUAGGCGUCAAGGUCUGGAGCAGCGGAGACUUGAUACCAGAUGCGUUUCCACGUCCUGGAAAGGCGACGGCGAGACCAAGAGCGAGAAUCCAGCAAGACACCAAGAGGGAGGCGAACAAGGUUGCUCGGCUAAGAGAGUUUGCUUCGAGACUCAUUUGCCUUUCGGGAAAAGAAUCCAGGGGUUCAGCAUCGAAAGAGUCCCCUGACAAGGCGACGGCAGUCAAUGAGCUAUCAGACACAGCGUCAAAGCCGCAGGUUCCUCAAGGCGAGUUAAAGGCUAGACUUGACUCGAUUCAGCCAGUGUCGGGAUGGUGGAUGUACGAACUCAAAAUCGGACGAGAAUAG